CAAAAAAUUAAUUAAAUUAAAUAAUGAAUAUAGUGGAGGCUUGAGCAAUAGCAUUGAGCAAGGUUAAAUUCCUGAACCCUUUCCGCUUUCACUUUCACUCUUCCUACUUGUUCUUCCUCACGGCCAAAAUGUUGUUCUUCUCGUACUUCAAAGAUUUGGUUGGAAGAGAAGUCACGGUAGAACUCAAGAACGAUUUGGCCAUCAGAGGAACAUUGCAUUCUGUUGAUCAAUACCUCAACAUCAAGCUCGAAAAUACUCGUGUUGUUGAUCAAGACAAGUACCCUCACAUGCUUUCUGUAAGGAAUUGCUUCAUCAGAGGAUCGGUGGUUAGAUACGUACAAUUGCCUCCAGAAGGGGUGGACGUUGAACUAUUGCAUGAUGCCACAAGGAGAGAAGCUCGGGGUGGUUGAUUUCGAUAUUCCUGUAAUGUAUCUUUGUAUGAGAAUUCGUUAGGCUCAGUAAUCAUGGAUGUUAUUUUUCCUACCAAAGAAUGAAACUAUUACUAAUGUCAAAGGCUAUGUAACUGAACCAUUGUUCUGUUCUAUUGUGACAAAGUGACACUAGCGUAAUUAGCUUUGCUUU
Molecule: messenger RNA, 582 nt
Organism: Cicer arietinum (chickpea)
Lineage: Eukaryota; Viridiplantae; Streptophyta; Magnoliopsida; Fabales; Fabaceae
Product: sm-like protein LSM2
Biological process (GO): mRNA splicing, via spliceosome
Cellular component (GO): precatalytic spliceosome; U6 snRNP; Lsm1-7-Pat1 complex
Molecular function (GO): RNA binding
Source: RefSeq, a predicted model, not a curated record